AUGCAGAUCGCGAUCUACAUCGCCAAGGGCCUUGUCGCGCCCUACUUCCCCCCAGAGGAUGCUGAGCAGGAGGCUCGGGAGGCAGCGGAGGAGGCUCGGAAGGCAGAAGAGGAGGCUCGGAAGAGGCUUGAGGAGGAGAAGCGGAGGCAGCAAGAGGAGGGGCAGGAGAGCAGCGGGUUCUGGAGCCUCUUCUCAUGGGACGAUGGGGAGGAGGAGGAGCAGAAGAAGGAGGAGAAGAAGGAGGCUGAGUCUUACCUCAUGAGCUUCUUCCAUAAGAAAGUGGAGGAGAAGUCAGAGGCGGCGCAGGCAGAGGCAGAGAGGAUUGCGGCGGCACGAUACGCACAGAAGAAAGCCGAAGCAGAGGAUGCUGCGAAGGAGGAAGAAGAGGAGCAGGGCGUGCUCGCCACUAUCAGCAACUUCUUCAGCUCCAGCUAG
Closterium sp. Naga37s-1 is the source of this 435-nucleotide messenger RNA. NCBI's taxonomy places the organism in Eukaryota, Viridiplantae, Streptophyta, Zygnematophyceae, Desmidiales, Closteriaceae. The record is from the annotation of a GenBank genome assembly.